AUGGAGUUUACAUGGCAGGCCAAUACUCCCCAAUGGCGGAGUAGAAACCGGGCUUCACGAGCUUGUCCGACCUGCCAGCGACGAAAGAAGCGGUGCCGGCACCUCGCUCCUAGUUCAGUGGAGGGUCAACUCCUACCGACACACAAUAAUACCAAUAAGCUUGAUACAGUUCGCAAUGUCGCCAGUCCUUUGGAUUUUCGGGACUCGCAUACCCAUGGUCUCGCGACCUGGGAGAGAACCUCGUCAGCAGAUCCAGCUUUGCAAACAAUCCCCAGUACGGAGCGAUUCGUAGGAGACUUGAACCCGGAAGCAUUCAUACGAGAGAAGCUGGAUGAAACCACCGGUAACCGUCUCCGGGACCGGGUUGGGCUCUGGAUUAGCUCCCCAUCUAUACAGGAUCGUGAUCAUGAUGUGCAUAAUUCGCGACAUACUGCAGACAAGAAAGACUUUCCUGCAUUGCCACCGGCACCAACUUUGGACCGACGGGCAAUUGAAAUUCUAUUAAACAAGCGAUCCUCCUCGGCAAUACAGGCAUGUGGUCAGCUCCCUAAGACGACUCUGGAGCCUCUCACAGCUAUCUACUUUUCCAAGAUCAAUCACACCAUUCCUCUACUAGAGAUGGACUCUUUUGUCAACGCCCAAGCUCAAAGCUCCGUGUCUAAUUUUCUCGAGCGGGCCAUUUGCCUUGUUGCGGCGAAAGACCCAGAAGCUCUUCCAUAUCUGCGCUUAGUAGAGGAAGGACCGGUUGUGCCAACACGUCAAUUCUGCUCUAGCAUCUACAGUGGGCUCACGGUCGCCAUGGAUAUGGAGUUGGAGUCUGAUCGCUUGACCCGUAUCCGUAUCCUUGCACUGUUGUCUUUGCAUUUUGAAGGCAGUGAGGGGGGAGAGGCCGCAUCCUUGCAUCUUUGCCAGGCCAUUCACCAAGCCCAAACGGUAGGUUUGCACCUUGAUCGACCGGAUCGGACAUCUGAAGACCCUUUGGUCAAGUUGUUCUGGGGCCUCUGGACCCUAGACAAAAUGCACGCAAGCAUCGGCGGUCGCCCCGUUCUUUUGGCCGACCGCGACAUUGGAAUACCAAGACCAAAAUCCCACACCCGAGGAGCAUUUGGCGUGUGGCUUGCCAUAUCAGACUUGCUUGCAACCGUCAUAUCGUAUUAUCGACCCUCUGCUGUAUCUACUAGCGGAUGGGAGGAAGGGUUCCCGGCAUUUGAGGAUAUUGUAGGAGAUGAUGCGCACGGGGACUUAGAUUUUUCAACUCUUGGGAUUUUGGAGCUAUAUUAUCACUGUGUCGCUAUCUUGUCCUGUCGGUACAAACUGACCGAUGGUCUCGAUGGCACCAAGGUUUCCUCUAUUAGGCAGGGCCUCGCGGCAGUUCGGAUUCACUCUAUUGUUGCCUCGGAAUGUGCAGGCAGGCUACCACCGCUUCCCAUUGUCCCCUACGCAAUAUCCCUAUCAAUGAGUGUCUCCUACCGACAGCUUCGCUCUAGCAAGUUGAUUACCCAUUUUAAUCGAGCCAAGGCCAGCUUGGAAACAUGCUGCUUUUUGCUCGAAGAUCUCAGUCCUCGCUGGUCUUCUGCCGAAGCAAUGGCACGCCUUGGCCGAAAAGCCUUACAGCAUAUUGACCAUGAGCACCCGCAAUAUGCCCAACCGAAGACAGCAUUGCUGCCACAGCCUUCUCGCGUACAUCCAGGCCGCCCGGAGCCUAUUGCUCUCUCCAACAAUAUUGAGAUCCAGUCAGACCCGGGUGACUCCGGAGGUAACACUGGUAUGUCAGUUGCGGAUCUUGCUCCUGAAUUGUCUAUGAAAAGCCCUCUACCAUCCAUGAAUGACAUUGAAGCUUCAAUGGAUGGCUUUGCCGACAUUGAUACCUUAUUUGGGGAAUUCCUGGAUCUGUCUCUUCCGACGAAUUUUUGGGAUCCCAUAUUUACAGAGACAGAACCAAAUAAUCAAGGAUCAUGA
Messenger RNA from Penicillium pulvis, 1959 nucleotides. RefSeq names its product transcription factor domain-containing protein. The transcript is spliced from 3 exons. Bases 1 to 1959 code for a protein of 652 amino acids. The record is from RefSeq and is a predicted model, not a curated record. NCBI's taxonomy places the organism in Eukaryota, Fungi, Ascomycota, Eurotiomycetes, Eurotiales, Aspergillaceae. Gene Ontology annotation, molecular function: zinc ion binding; DNA binding; DNA-binding transcription factor activity, RNA polymerase II-specific. Gene Ontology annotation, biological process: DNA-templated transcription; regulation of DNA-templated transcription.